AUGCCGCCCAAGCAGCAGUCUAAGGCCGAAGUCGCCAAGAAGCAGAAGGUGGUGGAGGAUAAAACCUUCGGCCUCAAGAACAAAAACAAGAGUAAAAAUGUCCAGAAGUACGUUCAGAGCCUUCAGCAGUCCGUCCAGCCGAAGCCCGAUGCUGCCAAGGCCGCUGCCAAGGCCAGUAACCUUUAUGUUUCCGUCUUUUCCUUUCAUGGUCUUCGUUUCGCUCUAUCAUCAAAUUCAAUUUUCGUUGAAAUCUCUUCUGGAUCUCAACCUUUUCUUUUUUGGUCUUUGAUUCCCCUUGCCGCUGACAGAAGAAAAAGGAGGACGAGAAGGCAAGGGAGAAGGAGCUCAAUGAUCUUUUUAAGGUUGCCAUCAGUCAGCCUAAAGUUCCAAUUGGUAAGAUUCUGGCCCAUCUCCGGUUCUCACUUCUGUACAGAGGUGGGUGGAUUGCGCUGAUAGAUUGAUUCUGUGAACUCUUACGUUUUAAGGUGUCGAUCCGAAAUCUAUAUUAUGCGAAUUCUUCAAGGCGGGACAGUGCGCCAAGGGCUUCAAGUGCAAGUUCUCUCAUGACUUGAACGUGCAAAGGAAGGGGGAGAAAAUUGACAUUUACAGUGACAAGCGUGAUGACGGUAGACGAUGAAUCUCCUAUUUGUUUUCUGUUUAGGUCGUAAUAGUGAUUUCCUUAUUUCGUUUGUGCUGGGCUCUUGUUUUUUUGUUCUCUUAAAGAAACUAUGGAGGACUGGGAUCAGGAGACACUGGAGAAGGUUGUGGAACAGAAGAACAAGGAGUACAACCAGAACAAACCUACUGACAUUGUAUGUAUCUCUUUGAUGGAUCACAUAUAUUUUUUUCGGACCAUGAACGUUCAAGUGAUAAUGCUUAUAAUCAUCUUCAACUUUGCUCCUGUGUCAGUAAUGUGUUCUGAUUUUUGUGUUACAAAGUUCAUGCAAACGCAGUACAAGAUGCCCUGAUUGCAUUUGAUUGAUUUCCUCCUAUUCCACAUUUGUUUGAAAUUUCGGUACUAUGAUUAUUGAUGGGAAUGUUGAGUGCAUUUUUUAUGCGGUGUUUUUCUGGGUUCAAGUGGGAAAAACUGGUCUUGCAGAGCUAAAAUGUAUCGUAAUGCCCAAUAGACAAGAGUUUAUGUACCAUGUAGAAUGUUUAUCCAUGGAAAAGAGUGACAUUUUCUUUAGGAUAGUGACUAGCGGUAACUGUUUGUCUCAACAAAAUCGACAACAAUGCUUUGUGAGAAGAUUGUCCCUAUUACCCUUUCUCAUCCCAAUUAGUUUAAUUAUCAGGUGGUGAUCCACUAAUAAGAUCCUUGUGAUAUAUAACCCUAGAAUUUCAGAAUGAAUGUGAACUGGGUAUAAAUGAUUGAUUGAAUCUGGAAAAGGAUUCAGCAUUUGGGACACCAGUGUUCCCUGUUUUUAAUCUUAUUUUUUUUAAUGAAUGGCGUCCGCGAUUUGAUUCCACCGCUCAUCCUUUUCCACGCUCUUAAUUUGUUUUUUUUUUUUAGUUUCUCGACACGUCUCCUCUUUGAGCUGAAGUUUCAGGUCAGCCUCGCUCGCAUGAAUUUUGAUCCAGAAUACGAGAAUUCCUGCUGAAGACAUUUGGAAGUGAAAACCAGUCUUGAAGACAUUUGGGUUUUCACUUCCUCGAAGAAGCCAAAAUGUAUAGAUAAAUAGACUCCCUUAUAUUCUAUGUAAACUUGAGUAUCGCUGCUUUCUUGAGUCCUGCCCAUCUUCUUGGCACAUUGCCUCUUGCUUUAUGCGAAGGUGUGUUUUCUUGGCACAUUGCCUCUUGCUUUAUGCGAAGGUGUGUUUUCUUGUCUCAUUACAUCUAUAUUAGGUUCUCUGGAUGGUGUCUGCCCUUGCCAUAUGCAUGUGAUAUCUCUCCACCUUUUCUGGAAACUUGUCUUAUUCUUUGGUUUUAAAAAGCUCAUGUCGCAACAUGAGCACUACGAUCUUCAUGCUAAGCUUUCCUCACUUUCUCACCACGUUAAUCAGUGGGUUCCUCUCGUCGUCUGACCUAAUAACUUGCACGUCUCAUUUCUCCAGCCUUUCCUGGUAAUUUUGGUUAUUUGCCUGUUAUUUGUUAGCUCAAAAGGCUGUGGUCAAACUCUGUCAGUCGCAGUUUAAGGUUUGCUGGCUUUCUCGCAAUACUGCAGAACUAAGCUCAUCACCUGUACAUGCUAUUUCAAUCAUAUAUAUGUUAUCUCGAAAAGCUGAGCUCAGAACAUAAGCUUGGAUUUGGAAGUGGGUGUAGUUUUUAAAGAAAGAUUUAUGCUUGCGAGAUAAAAAAAUAAUCGAAAUAUCACACUUAGGAUUCAUGGGUUCAGGGAAGGUUUGCUCUGUUUGUGCCAGAAGGAUUCCCGAAUCUUCGUUUUUUUAUAUAACCCCAUAUUAAAUUUCCAAAACUGGUGCCUGGGUCUUGCUCAGAACUUAUUCUCCCCAAAAUGCGGUGAUACUGUUGCUAUAUCUGGUAGAUGGCUUUCUCUUACAUGCGUCUUGAUGUGUUGUUCGAUUACACCACAUUCCGAAUAGAUGCAGCUUUGGGUUUUUUUUUUUUUUCUUUUCCUCCCCUUUAUAAGAAAGGAAAAGAUUCAAAACGUUAAUGCCAAAAAAGGGUAGAUGAGAAUUGGGCUCUUGGAGUCAAGUUGGUCCUAGUUAUUUCGUGCUGCUUGUAGGGUUGUCUGAUCUGAUUGGGGCUUGAUUGGGGUCCAGCGUUUGACUCCUGUGACGUGCACAUGUGGCGCUCCAGGUCAGCCCACCCGAUUUGGGGGGAGCUCUGAUCAUACCUUGAAUAUGCCAAAAAUGACACGAAAGUGGGCCGAUCAAAACUUCUGAUUUUCUGGCUGUCAUGAACAGAUCUUAGUCAAUUGGCCAGUUUCUGGCAGCAACGUUCCUUGAGAUGAGAACAAAAAGAGGGCAAAUAAGAAGAAGUGGGUCGAUCAGGAGGAGCAGGGGAAGGAGGUUUUAUGAAGUAAUGGAGAGGAAGGAGGAGAAGGAGAGGCAGGAGAAAGGGAUCUUUCUUGGUUUCCAAUUGAGGAAGGAAAGCACUGCAACUGCGGCUGUUGAGUGGAUUUGAGCUGAAGUGGCAGUCACCCAUGACCUAGGGUUCUCCCAUCUCCUGUCUGCCAAUGCUUUUUCUAUUUUUGUCCACAGAGAGGGGAGGUAUUGUGCAGGAGAUUAACCUAAAAAGACCAGUUCUUCCCUCUGAAGCAGUACAUUGCCAUGGUGAUUCUCUGUGCAGGUCUGCAGAUAUUUCUUAGACGCAGUGGAGAAGAAGCAGUAUGGUUGGUUCUGGGUAUGCCCUAAUGGCGGCAAGGACUGCCAUUACAGGCACGCCCUCCCUCCUGGUUAUGUGCUCAAGUCGCAGAUGAAGGCCUUGCUGGAGGAAGAAUCCGAGAAGCUAUCCAUUGAGGAGGAGAUUGAAAGUCAGGUGAUCUCCGUCUCCUGUAUUCCGUUGACUUUGCUCCCUCGUGAAGAUAUUGACUGGGCGUCUGUUGUUUCCUCAAGCGAGCAAAAGUCAGCACAUCUACGCCCAUGACCCCCGAGCUGUUCAUGCAAUGGAAGAAGAGGAAGAUAGAAGAGAGAGAAGCUGGGCUCGCUGAAAUGCGCGCAGAGAGGGCCAAGAACGACCGCAUGAGGUCAGCUUUCUUCCCUCUUUGUCUCUCUCUCUCUCUCUAAAAGCUUCUUCCUCUUGGGGCUCUUGCCUGGCUCUCUCUCUCUCUCUCUCUCUUGCUCACUCAGCUGCCUCUGCUUCUUUUCAGUGGUCGCGAGCUGUUCAUGUCGGAUGCCAGCUUGUUUGUUGACGACAUCGAUUCAUAUGAGAAGUACCAGAGAGACGAAGAGUAUGAUGUCAAUGCGGAUAAGGUACGCAAUCUGUUGCUUCGCUCUCUCAAUUUCUCCAAUUAUUUUCAUCAUAUCAGAAAUUGCUUCAGAUCACCAUCCUCACCCAUCUAUGAUCAUACAUUAUGUAUAUAUUUAAAUAAAUAAAUAAAUACGUAAAAAUAUUUAUAGAGAGAGAAAGAGCUAAUUAGAUCCAAACCAGUAUCCUCACCUAUCUAUGAACGUACAAUAUGUAUUAGGCCCAUGAUUUCCAUGACCAAUCAGUACUCUGACGUGCAUUUCUCUCUCUCUCGCUCUCUCUCUCUCUCUCUCUCUCUCUCUCUCUCUUUCUUCAUCUGCUGGCAGGCAAAGAGCGGGCCCCCGUCGGAGGGGCCAAGUGUGCGGUCGACCGGGAGGGGAGAGAUGGCAGCAGCCGUGGCCGAUGAUGACGACGACGACGACGACGAUGACGACGACCUAGACAUGGCCGAACUCGAUGAGCUGGAAGCCAGCCUCUCCAGAGCUUCUAUUCAGAUCCGCGAGCCGGGCUCCUAG
This is a messenger RNA of Spirodela intermedia, 4379 nucleotides long. The record is from the annotation of a GenBank genome assembly. NCBI's taxonomy places the organism in Eukaryota, Viridiplantae, Streptophyta, Magnoliopsida, Alismatales, Araceae.